This is a messenger RNA of Cololabis saira (Pacific saury), 2430 nucleotides long. It is a transcript of the gene spp1, whose product is annotated as secreted phosphoprotein 1. The transcript is spliced from 8 exons. Gene Ontology annotation, biological process: ossification; cell adhesion. NCBI's taxonomy places the organism in Eukaryota, Metazoa, Chordata, Actinopteri, Beloniformes, Belonidae. Bases 144 to 1280 code for a protein of 378 amino acids. The record is from RefSeq and is a predicted model, not a curated record.
GGCAGCAUCACUGGGCAGUUAACAAUUCAGGGAAACCCAGGAGGUAAACUUAAGACAAACCACGUCUGUGAUUCUGCUGCAGUAGCUGAACUCUCGAAGCAUUCUUCAACUACAAACAAGUCUGGGCACCAAACUGUAAAACAAUGAAAGUGGCUCUUGUUUUCGUUUUGCUCUUCACCACAGUUCUCUGCCGGCCGGCGAGAAAAGUCGUGGACGUGGGUUCAGACAGCUCUGAAGAAGUGGUGAAGAGUCCAGCAGCUCCAGCCAUCACAAAACAGGCAUUAGUUCAGAAGGCUGUAGUAACAGCUGCAGCUGGGUCAGAAGAGAGCACUGAGACUUCAGAAGAGGAUGCAGCAGCAGCUCAGUUAGAGGUUAAAGCAGAUGGCACAGAUGCAGUUUCAGCAACAGAUGCCCCAGUCGACAGCAGUGAAAGUGAAGACAGUGAUGACGAUGACGAUGAUGAUAAAACAGAGGAGAGUGAAACAGAGGAAGAAGAGGACUCCACUGACAGCUCUGACUCAGAGUCAGGUGAGGCUUCCACACCGGCACCUGCCACCGUCACCCCCGUGGUCGUGACAGUGGAGCCCACAGCUGAAACCACUGUGGACACCAUCCUGCCUACCAUUGUUACUGACGUUGAUCAAGGCCGCGGGGACAGCUUGGGAGGCUACCCCAGUGACUACAAGUCCAUCAUCUACGUGGAAGAGAAAACCUACCACAAGCUUCCCGGUCCGUACAAAUCCUAUGAGUUCAUGGGAGCUGGAAAGAAGAUGGCCUAUGACAUGACUAACGGCAACGAGGUGGAAAAGUCACCAAAGAUGCAUAAGGCUUUACAGAUCCACUCCGACCUUCUGGAGGAGGACACUAGCACCCCUGAGGUGGAGAGCCAAGGUCUGGAUCUCUCCUUUGGCACACCUCAGGACCAGGACAUGAGCCCCCGCCAGGCCGUCCUUCCAGAGGAGGAGCAGAGUGCUAGCGCCAGUGAUGCCAGCGCCAGUGAUGCCACCACCAGUGAAAGUGGAAGCAGCAGCACUCCAGAGGCAGAGGAAGAGGAAGAAGAGGACAGCGCCAGCAGCGCCAGUGACAGUGCCAGUGCCAGUGCCAGUGCCAGCAAGGAGGAGGAGGAUGAGGAGAGCCAAAGCAGUGAGGAAGCUACAGCCACGCCUGGAGCUGCUGACAGCGAUUCAGAUGAGAGUGACAGCAUUGAGGGUGACUCUGAUGAGGACGCUCCAGGACCUGACACCACUACUGACAUGCCAGUGGUUGUCACUGCCAAAUAAGCCCCACUCACCAAGGAAGUGGAGUGGAUGGAGGUGUCACAUGCUUUUUUCGAAACCGCAUACUGCAUACUGCAUACUGCACAGACCACUGUAUAUUGAAUACACUGCAUGCUGUUUAUGGUCAUCAUAAGUACACGGUAUGUCACCAUAAAAGUGUUUCUUUGAUGGCACAAACAAAAAACAGAGGUUUUAGUGUGUGAGCUCAGGUGAUCAUUUGCACAAAGGAUUUUUUUCCAGAAAUCGCACACCAUCAGGGUAUUUUUCACAUGCUGUAUUUGUUCACAUACUAGCUGUAGCAUUUUACAUUUUGGUGAAGUCAGUACAAAUCAACUGUAUAGUAUGCGGUUUCAAAAAUGGCCAUAAUCAAAUUCAGAACUUCCUCCAGGUGUAAAGACCCACCUCUUGAGCUAUUUCCAGUGCAAGGUCAAACAGGGAAAACCACAGAUUCAUUAUCGUUGAUUCUAAUGUGUUCAGCCAAUAUAUCUGUGAUUGUAUAUCGUAAAAUUAAAUGUGUCCCUGUGGGUUAAUAAAAUAAAGUGAUAGCUCCCAUGCCAUGUGGUCUAGUGGUACAAUUAUAUCCCGUAUUUGUCCUCAAGGGGCAAAAAAGGUUGCUGAUGAAAAUGAAGACUGCUACCUGCAACAAGAGGUUCUCGGACCUCAUACUUUUUGCUCUCCGUUCCCUUUUCCUCGAGCUGUUACUGCAUGAUAGAAAGGCAAAACUGGGAAAAAACAAAGGAGAAGACAAAGCUGAAUCCUGGUAUUUGCACAAGCACAACUUUUAUUUAACCAUUAAUCAAUAACCAUAGCAAAUAGCCAUAUGCAAACCAAUGUGUUUGUGACUGAAACAGAGAAGAUUUCACAAUUUAGUUCAACAUUUUAGGCAAUGCGUUUGCUUCCAAUGGGACUAGGCUUACCUACGUAUAUUUAAUUUAGCUGGUGCUGUAAACAGAGUCAAUUACCAUCCAUUGCUGGACUAGUUGAGAUAUAAGUCAAGUAUACACAUCCAUACAUGUGCCACAGCCCUGUUUAUUUGCACAGGUCCAACACGUACCUACACUACAUGUUGCAUGUUGUUUGUCCCAUGUUGUUUACAGUAAUGUAUCAUAUUGUACCAUUUCUGAAUAAAGUUCUUUUUUUUCAUAUAAAGAGA